Messenger RNA from Colletotrichum lupini, 2565 nucleotides. Its product is annotated as topoisomerase II-associated protein PAT1. Gene Ontology annotation, molecular function: RNA binding. The record is from RefSeq and is a predicted model, not a curated record. NCBI's taxonomy places the organism in Eukaryota, Fungi, Ascomycota, Sordariomycetes, Glomerellales, Glomerellaceae. Gene Ontology annotation, biological process: P-body assembly; deadenylation-dependent decapping of nuclear-transcribed mRNA. Gene Ontology annotation, cellular component: P-body. The transcript has 2 exons. The coding region runs from base 1 to 2565 and encodes 854 amino acids.
AUGUCUUUUUUCGGCUUCGACCCUACACGCCCUGCUGGCCAUAACACGGCGGCGCCAGGCUUCUCUCAGACUCACGAUCCUUUCGCCGGCCUUUCGCGCGGCGAUGCCGAGGACGACGACGCUGUCGAAUUCGACGAUACGUAUGAUGGGCUAGGCGACCAACUCGAGGAGAGCGGCGAUGCUUUCAACGACGACACAUUCGGAGGUGGUGGCCCGACUACCAUCUCGAAUGCCCCUGUCGGAAAGGACUUCGACUUCUUUGGCCAAACGGCAAAGGUGUCUGACGCCAUCGAAGAGGAGCAGGUUCGCUACAGCCGCCAAGUUCCUGCCGCCAAGCCUGUUCCCGCUCCUGCGCCCGUUCAGCAGCAUUAUCAGCAAGCCCAACAUCCGCAGCAAUACUACUACCCCCAGAGCCAGCAGGCCCCCAGACCUGUUCGCACUGGCUAUGAGAAGUACAAGGAUGCGGAACCCAUUCCCGACCUGCACGUCGACGCGUCGCUUUGGGGCAUGCCUUCCAAGAAGACCGCUAUUCCCGAGCCUUCCCCGAAGCCGCAGGCUGUCCCGUCCGCCAGCAGGAAGGUCAUGAGUUUGGAAGAGGUGGAGAAGGCAAUGCGAGAGCAAGCCACCCAACGAACCCCUCAGCCAGCUUUCUCGGAAUCUGCGCCGCCUCCUCAGGGCUAUCCAGGGCCUGAGUACGGCUACGGACGGCCCGAGCCUGCCCAACAGCAGUCCUUCCAUGGUGUUGAACAUCAUCAACAGCGUGGUGGCCAGCCUCAACAGCAUCCUGGCCAUGGACAUCCCGUACAGAUUCUGCAGAGACCUCAGUCUAUUACCUCCAAGCCGACUCCGCCUGUUCAAGGAACUCCCAGCCCGCUUGCUCAGCCUCCUCACUCCCAAGCCCCGCCUUCGCAGCCGACUCAGAUUCUUCAGAACCCGAACAGACUCUCAGGUGAUGCCGCACGGCUUGGCGCUCAUGGCCCUCAAGCUCAUCACCAGGCCCACGGCCACCAAGGACACCGUUCGCAAGGUUCCAUGGGACGCGUUCCAUCCGCCAAUCAGCAGCAGCAGCAGCAGCAUCUUGCGCACCUGUCAGAGGACGAGAAGGCCGCUUACCUUGAUCAAGAAACCAAACGUGCUAAGCGCAAUCACAAGAUUUGGCUCUUGUCCAAGGACAAUGGCCUUAUGACACCCCAAGACAAGAAUUUCGUUACCCGCAUCCAGCUGCAGCAACUGGUCUCGGCCACUGGCAACCCUAUUGACAACACCAACGAUGAUUCCUUAACUGAGGAUUUCUACUACCAGGUCCUUAGCCAAAUCCGUGGCGGCCAGCGUCAGAACCCCAACCAGCCGUUGAACAACUUUGCUCAAACCUACCUCUUCCAAACCGGCAGCCGCCAGGGCAACAUGAGAAGACAGGGACGGGCGGCAGAAAACCAUGUUCAGCGAAUGGAGCAGCAAGUUCAACGUGCUGUCGAGGCUGCCAAGAACAAGCCGAAGAACCCCCAGCUGGUCAUCGCUGGUAGUCUCGGAAAGAUUUCCUUCAGCAAUGCAAAGACGCCCAAGCCCCUCCUGAACAUCAAGCGAACUGACAGCAGUGGAGAUGCCAACCGUCCUGGUAACGGCAAGCGCCAUGGCGAGUCGAACAGUCUGGAUCGCAAGGCCAUCCUGCGAAACAUUGAGAAGGUCUAUAACACCAUCAUGAAGAUGGAAGACCACGCCCGCUUCAUUCCCCCUCCUCCCACAAAUGGAAACGACGAAGAGUUCCACGCUAAGCACCAAGAGUGGUUGGAGACGGCUCAAGCCUACAAUGCCCAGCUCUGGAAUGAUCUCAAGGUUCAUGAGCCUAUUGGCGCUACCACCCUCCACCCCUUCAUUGCAUUCCUAUCCUUCCCCAAGGGAAAGAAGGCCAUUCCCCGCGUCUUCCGCCACAUCAGCUUCGAACAGCGCACCACGAUUUUGACCAUGAUCAUUAUCCACCUGGACCAGCUUGAUGUGGUUUAUGGAGCACAGACCACCGACGGCGAAGUCAGCCUCAAUGCGGCUAUGCGUGAGAGCAUUGAGCUUUUCUCGGCAGCCGUCAUGCCGAGCCUGUUUGCUUACUUCAACGAGACGGAGUUGGACAUUGUGACGGGCGUUCUUGGUCUUAUUAGCACCAAGUUGAACAUUGAUCUCAUUGCCAAGACUCGGGUUGGAUGCUCAAUGCUGACUCUCAUUCUGAGCCGAGCCGAGCUUCUGAAGCAAGGUGGCGGAGGUAGCCCUCAGCUGUGGGCUGAGUGGGAACAAACCUUCAACAUGUUCUUCAACAAGCUUGAGCCCACCCUCCAUCACAUCUUCCCCGGCAGCGUCAACACGGGAGAAGACGUUGUGGUUUGGCAGCUCCUCGCUGCGGUUGGUGUCAGUGCCAACCCUGAGCAGCAGCAACGCCUGGUCCUUGCUGUCAAGGACCGCGUCCUCGACACCGUCGCGCACGCAAAGACGCUCCCGGGCGCCAUGGCAACUACUCGGUUGGCCACUGUCAACCUCUUCAUGCACUCCAUUGGUUUGGAUGUCGAAUUGCUUCAGUAA